This is a messenger RNA of Toxoplasma gondii ME49, 6288 nucleotides long. Its product is annotated as DEAD/DEAH box helicase domain-containing protein. The record is from RefSeq and is a predicted model, not a curated record. NCBI's taxonomy places the organism in Eukaryota, Apicomplexa, Conoidasida, Eucoccidiorida, Sarcocystidae. Bases 1 to 6288 code for a protein of 2095 amino acids. The transcript is spliced from 10 exons. Gene Ontology annotation, molecular function: ATP binding; nucleic acid binding; RNA helicase activity.
AUGGAAGGCGAAGAAGCGGCGGGCGUCUCUUCGCCUGCCGCCGUAGAGGAGACGAGGCGAUGUGUGGUGCGCCUGGCUCCGCGCAUAGACGGCAGGGGAUUCCCUCGGAUCAACGGUCAAUCGGACGAAGCUUCUUCUGUCGGCGAAGCCAGUUCCUCCGCCGGAGACGCAGUCCAGCCGCUGCCAUCCGAAGCCGAGGACCAGCCGCCUGAAGAGGAAGAUGAGUCUGGCGUCUCGCUCCUCGACCUCGUUCUUCCAGACGCUGGGCACCGCGCGAGGCUUUCCCCGGAGACUGCCGAUGGAGAGUCGGCGGGCCAGACGCGCUUCCAGCUGCCUCUUCUUCUCUCAGAUCGAGUCGCACAGCGAGCAACGCCUCCGCAUCUUCCUGCGCAGAGAUCUGUCGACGUACAGCAGUCGAGGACAGAGCUGAGUGCAGGAGAGGCUCUCGGAGCCAGAACGCCGCAGACGCCCGGCGAGGGACGAGGCCAGCGAGAGCGCGCGAGAAAAGGACGAGAAGAUGAAGGGGAAAGAGCACAGGAAAGCCAAACCGAGAGCCCAGAAGAGUCUCCGAGCACACUGCUGUUUUCGGAUUUCAACUUGCAUGCAGAUCUGCUCAAGAGCCUCGCCAGAAUGAAACUCCACGUUCCUGCCCCAGUCCAGUGCGCGGCGAUUCCUCCAGCGCUCGAGGGUCGCGACUUGAUCGUGCAGGCCAAGUCUGGAACUGGAAAGACCGUUGCCUUCUGCCUGGGGCUUCUUCAGCGGGUCGUCGAGGAAGUCGAAAAAUGCAAGCGUGAUGUCGCGUUGGAGAGCGAGGUUUCGUCGCCUCGCAUCCGUCACUCAUCGUCUUCUCCUCCCUCUGCUGCGGCGCCAUCUUCUCCGGAGUUUCCUUCUGGAGGCGUCCCUGGAGCUUCCCCCCGCUCUCCCGGCUCUGCAUGCGCAGACGCUGGAAGCAGAACGCGGAACGCAGCUGUUGGAUUUGGACUUGUUGUCACACCCACACGAGAGCUCGCGGUCCAAAUUGCCAACGAGAUGGGACGCCUCGCUUGGUGUCUCCGGCCGAUCGUCCGCGUCGCCUGCCUGUUCGGGGGGCGGCCUCUCAGCGUCUGUCAGCAGCAACUCCGGGUGAAGCCGCAUGUCCUCGUCACGACACCAGGACGCCUGCUGAGUCUGUUGCGAAACAAAGGAACGCAGAAAGUUCUCGCUGGCUGGCCAUGCACCUGCAGCACUGCACGAAGGCCGCCUCCGAGCGAACCCCCGCGGGGCGCAGAGGACGGAGAAGAGCGCGGCGAAGACGCCGCAAAAACCGCCGCAGAAGACGCCGGAGAAAGGCGGGAUGGAGCACCAGACGAAGAGACAGGAGGAGACAAGGAGCAGAGUGGAGGCGGAGAAGAGAGAGGAGCAGAGAUCCAAAGAGAUUCGAGCGUCGAGGAGAGUCCAGUUGAAUCGUGGAGAGAGAGUGAGAAGAGUCAAGACCUGAGAUUCGCAGAAAACAGCCAAGAGAGCAGACGCGAAGCGAUGGCGACAGAGAAGACCGAAGACGAGCCGUCAAGUCCUCCAGACGAAAGAGCGAAGACGGCAGCGCCCGAAGAGACGGAGAUAUCUGGCUCUCGAGAGGAAGGAAAGAAAGCGAAGAAGAAACGAAACGAGGAAACCAGAUUCUGCAGGACUUGUCGACGAUUGUCUGCUGCUGCGCGGCUCAAGCGCCAGAUGCGCAUGUUCGUCCUUGAUGAGGCAGACCUUCUUUUGGAUCACUUCUUUCGUCCUCAAAUCCGGUCCCUGUUGACGUCGCUGCUGGUUCGACGGACGCAGCUGCUGGCGUUCUCAGCGACGUUUCCCUCGCCUCUCUUGUCGUUUCUUGAAGACUUGGUGGAGUCGCUGGAUGCGCGCAGCAUCGCGGCGCAGCGGGAGAGACUUGCCAAGUCGAGCAGCGAGAGUCAAAGGCAGCGCGCCCUCGCCUUCGUAGCAGCUCACGCAGAGGCGCGCCGGCGCGGAGAGAACGCGAGGGCAGUUGUGGAGGGAUUUCUUGCAGGUUCGAGGGGAGGCGGCUGCGUGGAGGGAGAAGAAGGAGUGAGAGCUGAGCGGCGAACUGAGGCAGAGGUUGCGUUCCUCUCGGUGGAAGCGAAGAGCGAAGUGGAGAGAGGACUCCCUUCUGAAAACGACGGAGAACGGGAGGGCGUCAUGGAAAUCUCAGGAUCGGGUGCACAGCAGGAGGCGCGAGCGACGGACGACGAGAGCGAGGCUGACCAGGAAGGUGAGGACGCACCUGAGGUUCGAACUGAGAGCUCAAGUAGGAAACGCGAGGCGAACGCAGUUGAAAGGGAGACGCAGACGCCGACUGAGGACGGGACUAAGCCAGCCGAUGCAAACGAAACAACAGAUGCUCAAGACUGCUUGUGCGAGCCUAGGGUGUUCCAGAAGAUUCUUCUCUGUUCCUCGCGGAUUGUUCACGAGCCAAAGAGCGCCGCGGCGCCUCUUGGAGGCACACGAAGCCGCACAGCAGCAGAGGCGGCGCAGGCCAUCGCCGCGGCUCUCGCAGAGAAAAGGCGCUCCGGGGAUUCCAGCGAAGCAGACGCAGAAAACGAAGCAGAGGACGCGGCUCCGGGAGAACGCGAAGGAGAAGGAGACAGCAGAAGAGACAGGGAAGAAGGCGAGAGACGGUGGGCUGUGGGGGUCGGAAGGGGGAUGGCAACGGAGGAACGGGAUGCAGGCAGAGGAGCGGAUCGUUUGGAAGAGGAGAAGAGGCGCGACGCUGAAAGUCGCGGGCAUGCAGAGAUCAGAGAGAAGAUGAAAGAAGAACAAAAGCGUCAGCUCGUCGUAGAGGGAGGCGAUGGCGGCGAGUGGCGAGGGCAGGAAGAGAGCGGAGCAAAGAAAUCGGACAACGCCGGAGAGACAGAGCGUUCGCUGACAAACGGGUGCAAGUCAAAGAACAGCGUCUUCGUCGGUGGUGAUCAGAAACGACAAACGGGGACAGACGAGACAGAGGGACAUGCUUCGCUGCUCGUGGAGACAACAGCGGCCUCGGAGAGCAGAGACGAGGUUGGAGAAAAGACGAAGGCAGCUAACACAACCACAAGCAGCGGGAGAGAGCCAAACAAUUUCUGCCAUGAAGCGAAUGGCCGACGGUCUCCAGGGCGGAGUCCCUCGGCAUCGUCUGCUUUCUCUUCCGCCGCGCAGACAGAGUCGAAACGUUCCUCUCUUCACCUCUCAGGCGGUCUCGCAAAGCCGCGGGUGCCUUCUCCGCUUCUCGUCGGCCUCCACUACGCGCUCCUGGUCGUCCCCGACCAACCGACGGUCCUGCGCGAACUCGGCGCGAAAGUUCAAGUCCUCUUGCGCGUCUUAACGACUCUGCCUUUCCGGCAGGCAGUUGUCUUUUGUAACAGCUUCGAUUCAGGCGCGCAGGUCGCCAACUGCCUCAACCAGCUCGGGGUGGCUGCGCUCUACACGAGCGCUCGGCUGAGACAAGAAGAUCGCGUUCGAGCUCUGCUGUCGCUCAAACGCGUCGGCUGUCGCGUUCUCGUCUGCUCCGAUGUGAUCAGUCGCGGCAUCGACGCGGCGGGCGUUGACUUGACGGUCAAUGUGGACCUGCCGAUGGACUCGCAAACAUUUCUUCAUCGGAGCGGGCGCGCAGGGCGUUUCGGAGGGAACGGCUUCUGCGUUUCGAUUUCGACUGAGAACGAGAGGCCCUGUUGGGAGUACCUCGCGGCUUCCUUCAAAAUCUCUCUGCAUACGUCGCUGGAGAGCCUCGAGGCCUUGGCGCGCCAACAGGCUCUCGCCCACGGCGUCGGCGAUGAGGACGACGCAGAGCGCGAGGAGGCGCCGCCCUCUCCCCCGAAGAGCAGUGGCUCUGUUGCCAGCCAGAUCCGCGAAGAACCGACGACGGCCUGCAGUGGAAGACCUCGAGAGAACUCAGAGUCCUUCGGAGAUGUGCAGAAAGCUGAACGAACUCUGGAACUCCCCGUCCAAGCGAGUGCAGGAGCGCCGAGUCCGGGGCGAGACCUGGCAGAGUCGGUGCAAGAGGCACCCGAGACGCAAUCUUGCCUGGCUUCGUCUCCGAGUCCUCAGCGUGAAGAAGCAACUUCAACAAAGGCUCUUGAUUCGCCGUCUUCUGCUGGAGCGGCGUCUCCACCUGGCUGUCCUUCCUCUGUUUCUUCUUCCGCUUCUGUCGCUUUCUUUUCUCCCUCAGUGUCUCCUUCAUCGACAUGCCUGCGUCCAGACUCCACGCCCAGUGGAAGGCUCCAUGGAAGCCGAGACGCGAGUCCCCAGAGCUCUCACGCGAAUGCCUGGGCCGCGCGACCGCCUCCGCAGGAAGCGCCGGUCUCUCAGUCAUCUCGAAACGAAUCGUGGAGCGGGCAGAGAGAUCAACGCCGUGAUGUUUCAGGAGACACAACCGUCUGCCCUGACAGCCUCAUGAAGAAGAGUGCCAUAGUCUCCACAGGCUCUGCUCCUGCGGACGCUCUGUCCUCUCCGUUACAUUCGGUUGCUCAGCGGUUGGUGUCUUCCCUCACGGAUUCUUCUCGACAGGCCUCUUCCACGCGCCGGGAUGUGAGCAUGUCUGCCCAUGCAGAGGACGAGACUCAGGGGAGAAGUUUCAGACAUGUUGUUCUUCUCUCCGUUCCUCUGUUGGGGUAUUGUGUCAACGAGACAUCUGUUCUCGGAUCUUUGCCCUCUCCAUUGUCGCCUAUACCUCCUCCCUACGCUUCGUCUUCUCCUCAUGUUCGCGCAUCGUCUCCUUCCUCGUCGGCUGCUUCUUCUUCUUCCGAUGUCGCCUCCUGCGCGUCUCCGCCGCCCGCUGGUGGCAAGUCCUCGAUGUUUCCCUGCUGGUUUCUCAACGUCGAGAAGCGCGCGGCGUCGAAGGCAGACCUCACAGACGACUUCACGGCCGCAGUGCGAGACGAAGCGGUCCUUUGCGCAGUGUCUCCUCAGCUGGCCUGGACGAUCGCCUGCGCCUUCCCAGACAGCGCGAACAUGACUGAAGUUACGUUCCACGAGCGCGAGGUCGUCUACGUUGCCUUUCCUUCGCGUCUGUGCCAGCAGGCGCCCUUGGCUGUCGAAUCGUUUGCUGCCCAUUCAGAUCUCUCGCCCGCGCUUCCCUCUCGUCGCUCUUCUCCCCUCGCUGCUGUUCUCUUCCCCGACGCGCGGAUGCAUGCAGGGGGGGCGCGCGCGCCGGGUGGAGGCGCAGGAAGAGAGGAAGAUGGAAGCAGGCGGAGUAGCCGGAAGGCCGAGAGAAAGGGAGAGACGCGAGGCGAAGGUGAACGAGUGGAAGGCGUCGAAUUGGUCGAAGUGAUGCUCACGAAGAGGUCGGCUUCCAAGUUUUCUGCUCUCGUAGGACUCUCGACGCAGGCGGUCUGGCAGGACUCUGGCGCCGUGCAUGACCCCCCUGAGGCUACGGCGUUCCUGUCGUCCGACAGAGGCGCUCAGGAAACGAGGAGGGAGAUGGCCGAAGACCGUGGAGAGAAACGGAGCGAACAUGCAGAAGGAGGCGCCAAAGAAGUACUCAGACAAGCAACAGAUAGCGAGGAGAGAAGAGAAUCAGACCUGAUGGACAGAGACACAGCGAAGGCAUGCAAGGAAAGAGCAGAACAGGGCGAACCUGUAGAACGCGGUGAGGGAUCAGAGUUGUUGGUUCUUGCCAUGCGCGCGGCGGAUGCAGAGACGUUUUUUCAGAUUUGUUUUGAGCAUUUCACAGCGAAGUCUUCCGCGAAACGACUUGAGAAAGAAUCGAAUCCACCCCACACGGCUCACCCUGUUUUCUUUCCCUCGGUCGCUUCUGCACAUUCGUUUUCUUCUCCGGCUUCCUGCACAGUUUCUCGCACUCCUGCUGAGUUGUGUUCUGCAUCCCUGAGAGAGGAGAGAGCGGAGAAGAAAUCCGAAGCAUAUGCAGUUUCGAGUUCCUCCGCUGGAUCUUUGUCGCUUUCAAAUCACGGGAGGAGCGCGAUGGACAUACGCGAAGAAGAAACAAAGAGUGACAAAAGAUAUCAAGGAAGCGUCUCGGCAAGCAUUGACGCUGAGGCGAUGUUUGCGCUCUUUCGGCUGGGAUGCGCAGCCUUGGAGAGAGAGAGCAGACUCGACGCGCAAACGAAUUUACAGAAGGCGGAGGAAGGGCGCGAAACCGCGAGCUCAGUGGCUGAGUCGGAGACAGACCCGCAGUGCAAGCGCGGCAGAAACGAAAGCAUUCGAGAGUCGAUCAGAGAAAUGAAGUCCCUCCACGCCCUCCUGUGGGCGGCGUGUACAUACACGCAGAGGGGGAAGGCGACAUGCACUGAGGAGAGAAGGAGAAGGGAAGGGUGA